UUAACCACCGCGCGUUACUUUUCCGGCGUCGAAUUCAUCGCUCGUGCACCACAUUAUCGGAGCCUCUGAAGCGUUGAGCAUUGGAAAUUGACCCGUAAUGCAAUAUUCGAAGGACAUAUGAUCCCGUCUGGUGCUUGAAACGAUACCGAAAUUACUACUCGUCAAAUUGACGGGUCGAAAAUCAAAGACGGUGUUAUUAAAUUGUAAAAUAUUUUGGGAAGUGUGGAUAAAGGUCAAUUUACCAUUCAGCCUGACGGGUGAAAAUGAUGCGGAAUACUUCAUCGUUCGCCAGAUUUUCGCUGGCAGUAUUGCGGUCGAAUGUUUCCGCGAACAGGCAUAGGAGUACCGUCGUUCUAUCCGAUGAAAAUUUUCAAGAAACCGCCGACGCCGAAUGGAAAAUUGCGAAGCCGUACAAUCUGAUACCUGGACCAGAGCCACUUCCGGUUCUCGGAAAUAUUCCAAAGUUUAUUCCGAUCGUCGGUAAGUAGCGUUUCGACAAAUUUUAUUUCCAAUGAAAAAUUCUAGUCCCAACAUUCUGCGAGUUCAAGGCGAAUACGGAAAGCUGCCAAUGUUGGAGAUGGUGGAUCGAUUGCGUAAAACCUACGGCGACAUUGUCCGGCUCCAAGGGAUUCCGGGUCGACGACGCUGCGUCUUUCUCUUCGAUCCGAACGAUUGUGAGAAAGUGUACCGGACGGAAGGUCCUUGGCCCUCCAGGAUUUCGAUGGAGACGAUUAAGUUGUAUCGCGAGCAGAGACACGAAGUGUACAAGGGUGAAUCCGGGCUUGUGUCAAGCCAGGGUGAAGAAUGGCAUCGGUUUCGUUCGAAAGUUAACCAACAUUUAAUGCAGCCAAGAACAAUCCGGCCUCACAUCGGUCCAAUCAACGAAGUGGCGGAUGAUUUCAUUGAGAGGAUUCGCAGUAUUCGAAAUUUCGAGUCCCUCGAAAUGCCGGCUACUUUUAACAACGAGAUGAACAAGUGGGCUCUGGAAUCUAUGUGCGUAAUUGCCUUCGACCAUCGCAUAGGAUGCCUCGAGCCCAAUCUGAAAAUAGAUUCCGAACCUCAGCUCCUCAUUAAUAAUGUCCACAGUAUGUUCGACCUCAUGUACAAACUCGAGAUUCUACCGUCUCUCUGGAAACUUUACAAGACCCAAAACCUGAGAGAGUUUUUCCGAGUUUUGGACAACUUGACGAGAAUAACUGGCAAAUACGUGGAUCAAGCAAAGCAACGGCUUGCCAAGAAGUCGGUGGAGAACAUCGGAGACAGAAGUAUGCUGGAGAGACUGAUCAGCGUCGAUGAGCACACAACCACUGUGAUGAUAAUGGACAUGUUGACAGCCGGAGUAGACACCACAAGCAACACUGCCACGGGUGCGCUGUACCACAUAGCAACGAAUCGUAACGUUCAGGAAAAACUACGGAAAGAAGCCAUUAAUGUUCUGCCCAGUAAAACUUCUCCCGUGACAUUAGACGUCCUUAGCAAUAUUCCAUACCUGAAGGCUGUACUUAAGGAAAGUUUGAGACUGAUGCCAAUCGCUGUUGGCAACUUGAGGACCACAAAUACAAACGUUGCAAUUCGUGGCUACAGGAUCCCCAAGGGUGAUGACUUGAUCAUGUGUCACUCACUGAUGAGCAAAGAUUCCAAGUACUUUCCGAAUCCAGAGAAAUUCCUUCCGGAAAGAUGGCUGAAGGAUUCUGCUGGGACGAUUCACUCGGCCAAGAACGCUCAUCCCUUCGCCUACAUGCCGUUUGGUUUCGGUCCACGAACCUGCAUUGGAAGGCGUUUUGCUCAACUUGAAAUGGAAACGCUCCUGAUCAAGAUAGUAAGGAACUUUCACUUGGAAUGGAACCGUGGAAAGCUCAAGCUCAGAAGCGGAUUCAUAAAUACUGUCGAGUCACCGUUUCAGGGCCGACUUUACAAGAUGAUACUAGGGAAUUCAACGCUCGUCAGAUUGACGCUCGCAUUCUCGCGCUCCGAAACGAUCAUUUCAAAAAGAAGUGCAACUACUGCAACCGGCGUUCAAUCACAAAGUACUUUUGACGUCGAGUGGAAAGCUGCCAAGCCUUAUGAGUCCAUCCCGGGACCAAAACCGCUUCCAGUACUUGGGAAUGUCCUGAGGUUCCUUCCAGUUGUCGGUGAAUUCCAAAAUAUAUCUACAGCGGAUUUGAUGAAGCAGCUACGUCAAAAGUACGGGGACGUUGUGAAACUUGAGGGAAUUCCGGGACGACGACGUUGCGUAUUUUUCUUCGACCCGGUAGAUGCCGAGAAAAUAUACCGGACAGAAGGAUCUUGGCCCAGCAGGAUCACCUCUGGGCCGCUAAAGCUGUACCGGAAACGGAAGGAGGGCCUCUUCAAAGGAGAGUAUGGUCUACUUCCCAGUCAGGGAGAGAAAUGGCAUCAGUUCCGGGUGAAAGUUAACCAGUACUUCAUGCAGCCCAGGACGAUCCUCCCACACGUGGGUCCAGUUGAUCAGGUGGCGAUGGAUUUCGUAGAAAUGAUUUGCAGUCUCCGAGAUCCUGAAUCCCUCGAGAUGCCAGCCACGUUUAACAAUGAGAUACAUAAAUGGGCUCUGGAAUCGAUAUGCGUGAUUGCGUUCGAUCAUCGCGUGGGAUGCCUCGAGCCCAAUCUUGCGAAAGACUCGGAACCUCAGGUCUUCAUCAACAAUGUAAGCGAAAUGUUUGAGCUCAUGUAUAAGCUUGAAGUACUACCAUCGUUAUGGAAAUUAUACGAUACUCGAAAUCUGAAGAAGUUAUUCAACAUUUUAGACAACAUGACCAGAAUAACGAGCAAAUACGUGAAUCAAGCGAAGCAACGUGUUGCCGAGAAGAAAGCGGAGGACGUUGGCGAUACAAGUAUUCUGGAAAGACUGAUUAGCGUCGAUGAACAGACAUCUACAGUGAUGAUAAUGGACAUGCUAUUGGCUGGGGUUGACACUACAAGCACUGCUGUUUCCGGCGCAAUGUGGUGCAUCGCGACAAACCCCGAAGCUCAAGAAAAACUGCGAGAAGAGGCCAUCAAGGUUUUGCCGACAAAAACGUCACCGGUAACCGCGAAGACUUUGAACAAUAUUCCAUACUUAAGGGCUGUCAUCAAAGAAAGUUUAAGGCUGGCACCAGUCGCAAUGGGUGUUCUUAGAACAACAAAUUCAGACGUCGUUAUUGGUGGUUACAGAAUUCCCAAAGGUGAUGACGUGGUCAUAUGUCACGGGCUGAUGAGCCUUGAUCCUGAGCAUUUUCCGGAUAACAUGAAGUUCCUUCCCGAAAGAUGGCUCAGGGAAUCCUCAAACUCAGUGUCUUGUACCAAGAAUGCUCAUCCCUUCGUUUACAUGCCCUUCGGUUUUGGCCCUCGUUCCUGCAUCGGGAGACGUUUUUCACAACUUGAAAUGGAAACACUCCUCAUAAAAAUGGUGCGGAACUUCCGCUUCGAAUGGCACUAUGGACCGUUAGAGAUGAAAAAUGGACUUCUCAACACUAUAACGACGCCAUUGAGAAUUAAAUUUAGUGACAUUUAGCCCAAAAAUCAUGAGAUCUGCAUCAUAAGGACCUCUAAUUAUAGGUAACCCUGAAUUACCCAUAACCAAGGUUCAUUACGGUGCGCAUUCACGUAAUCUCAUGAUACGACUAAAACAUUUUGUACAUCCAUCCGUUUGUUAACGGAUUUUCUCUAUUGAUAUGUAUACUUUUCGUAAUUUUUUUUUUGUGACACGUGUUUUACGUCUAAGCUGUCAAUGUUGUCAAAAUCAAAACUGUCUCUCUUGGUAUAAGUAUUUUUCACAGGCUGUGACAAUUCCUCUGUAGAACAUUUAUCAUAGUUUUUAUUUAGCCUGUAUACUGUAUUCAUUUAAUCAGGUAUUGGAGCACCACCUUUUAAUUAAGUGAACGAAUUAAAUUUAUUAAAUUGAA
Messenger RNA from Neodiprion fabricii, 3899 nucleotides. RefSeq names its product probable cytochrome P450 12a4, mitochondrial. Lineage: Eukaryota; Metazoa; Arthropoda; Insecta; Hymenoptera; Diprionidae. Gene Ontology annotation, cellular component: mitochondrial inner membrane. Bases 512 to 3508 code for a protein of 998 amino acids. The record is from RefSeq and is a predicted model, not a curated record. The transcript is spliced from 15 exons. Gene Ontology annotation, molecular function: iron ion binding; oxidoreductase activity, acting on paired donors, with incorporation or reduction of molecular oxygen; heme binding. Gene Ontology annotation, biological process: cortisol metabolic process; cellular response to peptide hormone stimulus; glucocorticoid biosynthetic process.